CUCCGCCUAUCACUCACGUGGUCAAUUAGGAUGCGUUAAACACACCUGAAGGACUAUAAAGCGCUUCUGUGUUGUGAACAGCGUUGUCUGGUCCACUUUCUUUUAAAUGUUGUGAUGGCCGUAUAUUUGUAUCUUUUUGCAGCGUUGUUGCCGUUAACAGCGCCUCUGCAAGCAGGUGAGAUUGUUUCAGCUGAAAGCAGUCCUUUAAAGUGCAGCCGAGGCUCCAUGCAAUGCAAGGAUGGUUCUCUGUGUGUGCUCUAUAGUCAUGUAUGCGAUGGGGAGCCUGACUGUCAAGAUAAAUCUGAUGAAGAGAAUUGCGAACUAACGUGUAACGAUGACCAAUUUCAGUGUGCCCAUGGAAAGAAGUGCAUUGACAAAAAUGAAGUGUGUGACGAUGUACUCCAGUGUCAGGACGGGUCGGAUGAAUUGCAUUGUUCAAAACGAGACGGCUGUGUUCACAUGUGUGACAACAACAAUCGGUGCUUAUCCGCACCCUUGCUAUGCGAUGCAGAAAAGGACUGUUUAGAUGGAACAGAUGAGGAAAAUUGUGAGGGUGUGAAUGAAAGGACCAGUUCAACCACCAGACAGCCGGUCAAGUUUGUAUCUGAACCGAUCAAGUGCUCUUUGGGUUCCAAACCCUGUAAAGACAACAGCGAUUGUGUCCUCUUCAACCAUGUCUGUGAUGGAGAAGAUGACUGCAAUGAUGGCUCAGAUGAAGAGGAAUGCUUAGCUACUUGUGGACAGGACCAGUUUCAGUGUGCCCAUGGUAAAAAGUGCAUUGAAAAGAAUCAAGUGUGCGAUGGUGUACCUCAGUGUCAGGACCGCUCUGACGAACAGAAAUGUGCCAAACACAUGGAGGGCUGCUCUCAUCACUGUGAUGGCGGGAGCCGCUGCAUACCCGAAAGUUUCCUUUGUGAUGGGGAGCGCGACUGUUUUGAUGGCACUGAUGAGACUGACUGUGUUAAGGACUGCAGUGGAAGCGAGUUUAGGUGCAGCAGUGGUCAGUGUGUAUCAGCUACACUGCAUUGUGACGGCCACCCAGACUGUUGGGAUCGCUCGGAUGAAGAAAGAUGCGUCAAAGCACCAGUCUGCAUAACCAAGCAUCAUUGCCCUCAGAGCAAAGAGUGCCUGGUUCAGCAGUGGCUCUGCGAUGGAGAACAGGACUGCAAAGAUGGCACAGAUGAAAAGGAUUGUCCCGACAUUGGUCCCCUGAGAUGUGGUGAUUAUCAAUGGUUAUGCAAAUCAAAGACUAUGUGUAUACCUGUGACCUGGAGGUGUGACGGCACAAAAGAUUGUCCUGAUGGAAGUGAUGAAACAGAGUGUGGGUUGGUUGCAUGUCUUCCUCACCUGUUCCAAUGUGGCAGUCUGGAGUGUGUGGAUCUCUCCCUGGUGUGCAAUGGAAUAAAAAAUUGUGCAGAUGGUUCCGAUGAGGAUGGGAGCUGUCAGAUAAACUGUGCCGAAGCAGAUAUCAGUCGCUGCUCCCAGGGUUGUUUCAGCACACCACAGGGUCCGAAAUGUCACUGUGCAUUAGGCUACACACUCCUUGAAGAUAAAAUGACGUGUGCUGAUGUUGAUGAGUGCAAAGACCACCACUCAGAUGUGUGCAGUCAUCUGUGUAUAAACACCCCGGGCUCCUACAAGUGUGACUGUCACGGAGGCUACAUGAUGGAUGCCGAUGGACGCACCUGCAAAAUCAAGGGAGAACCCUUUCUGUUGUCGUCAGUCCAAACGGAUAUCUUCAUGUAUGGCUUGCGCAGUGGCAACUUAGAUGUCUUGUCCUCCUCUGCCAAGAAGAUAAUUUUAUCUUUAGACUACGACUGGCACGAAAGGGUGGCGUUUUGGGUCAGCCUAGACACGGAUAGUAUCAGAUGGUCGUCUCUGGAGCAAAAGACCACAGGGAUGUUAAUAAAAGGAGUGCAAGCAGAUUCUUUAGCUCUGGACUGGCUUGGGAGAAACCUGUACUGGAUCGAUGGUGAGAAUAGUCAAAUUGUUGCCAUGAAGAUGUCUGCAGGCAGUUCGUCAUACAGCGUUAUCCUGGACGAAGACCUGGAUCAGCCACAUUCUCUUGCACUAUUACCAGAAAAGGGGCUGAUGUUCUGGACUGACAUUGGCAACAUGGUCAAGAUUGAAAGGGCUGGAAUGGAUGGCUCAGAGAGGCGAGCAGUGGUUAACUCCAGUUUAGGUUGGCCAGGUGGUGUGGCGCUAGACGCUCUUGCUGAAAGAGUCUACUGGACCGAUAAAAGGCUAAAGGCAAUCGGGUCUGCAACGCUUGAUGGAGAUGACAUUAGGAUCCUCCAGAUGAAAGAAACGGCCAAUCCUUUUGCCUUGGCCGUGUUCAAUGAUAUGCUCUACUGGUCUGAUGCCGAGAGACGAGUGGUACAGGCAGCCCAUAAAAUGACUGGCAAAAAUGUUCGCGUUCUCUUGAAGAGACCAAGACAACCAUUUGAUAUAAAGAUUAUUCACCCCAUAUUACAGCAAAGAAGAAAUAAUCCUUGCAAGAUAGGCUGUUCGCAUUUGUGUGUUUUGGCCCCUGGGCUCAAAGCUGUAUGCAAGUGUCCCUCCAAUCUUGUACUUGCUGAAGAUGGUCUGACUUGCACCAACUUGAUUGACACGGCCUUCCUGUUGCUGUUAUCUCCCUCAACUGUCACCAAGAUUUACCUGCAGACCCGACACACUUCACAGGAGCUAAAAGGCUGGCCUGAACACAUAGCUAUGCAGGUACCAAGUGUCAAUGAAGCGGCAAUAAUGGACUACAGCCUCCAUAAAAACACCCUCCUUUUGGCUGAUGAUGGGACAACCUCACUCCGCGCCUUCAAACUUGAGGACUUGAAUUUGGUCUUUGAAGGUCAACUUCUUAAGCUUCGUAGUGACACAAUCACCGCUAUGGCCUUGGACUGGGUAACCUUCAAUAUCUAUUGGAGCAGCAGCAAGCAACCUCGCUUGCAUGUCAGCUCCAGCAGUGGAGUAUAUACAACUGUGUUGAUAAAGGAUGGGAUCGGUGAGGUGCGGUCCAUUGCCCUUAACCCACCGAGAGGCAGUGUGUGUUUCACCAAUCAGGUUCUGCAAGAUGCAAGCCCAGUAGCUACUGUAGAGUGCGCCAACAUGGAUGGUGCUGAGAGAAGAGUAGUGUGGAAAAAUAGUGUCCAACCAAACUCUUUGGCCUUCUCCACUGAUGGCGCAAGUAUUCUCUGGGCUGACAUAAGUCUACAUGUGAUUGGGUCUGUUCACCUCGAUGGGUCUGGGUACAAAGAAGUAAAGGUAGCUGAUGGCUUGGCUGCUGUUGCUCUCAGUGAAGACAUGCUUAUCUGGAUGACUGUCAGUGAUAAAAUCAGGCUCUGGUACAAUGAUGACCAGCAGCAGAACAAGUUGUGGUUUGAGGUUGGCACCAAAGUUAUUAGCAUGAAGGCUUUCAGCAAAUCUAGUGAGACUGGCUCUAACCAGUGUGAAGUAAAGAAUGGCAACUGCCAGCACCUGUGUCUGGCCACCCCAAACGGUCGAACAUGCAAGUGCACCCAUGACUACAUUAGUGUGAACGCUACCCACUGUUCUCCCGAGCAGCGCUGUCCAGCCGGAAGCAAGUCUUGUCUAGAUCAACUUUCCUGCCAGUUUGAGGAAAAGUUUUGUGAUGGACAUGUAGACUGCUCUGACCAUUCGGAUGAGAACUGUGUCGACUUAAAACCCAAAUCUGGAGCCACGGCACCUGUGCCCACCCAAUCAACCACCUCCUGGACUGCGACAUCACCUCAGCCUCUCUCUGGUUUUAGCACGGCCACAAAUGGCAGCAAACCGCUUUUAAAGUUGAAUGAUCAAACGUGUAGCCAGAUACGCUGCAGUGGAAAGGGGCGCUGUGUUGAGAUCAGUGAAGAAACAACUUGUGUGUGUUCAAUGGGCUACAGUGGUGAUUCCUGUCAGGACAGAGCCCUGCCAGUUCCCAUUGUCUUUGGAGUAGCUGGCCUCUGUGCAGUGGUGAUCAUUGCUGUGAUUGCCGUCAUGAUAAAGUGGAAGAAGAGUGCCCGCUCCAGGGGGGCUAAUCCAGAAGCAGCGAAGGAAACUAGUAUGACUGACCUAGAUGGCAGAACUGCAGUGACUCCAACAGAGACUUCAGUAUCAGACCAUGAAAAAAAAGAGGAAGCUGUGUCUGGGAAUUAA
Messenger RNA from Syngnathus typhle (broad-nosed pipefish), 4149 nucleotides. It is a transcript of the gene lrp13a, whose product is annotated as low-density lipoprotein receptor related-protein 13. Bases 115 to 4149 code for a protein of 1344 amino acids. The record is from RefSeq and is a predicted model, not a curated record. The transcript is spliced from 21 exons. Lineage: Eukaryota; Metazoa; Chordata; Actinopteri; Syngnathiformes; Syngnathidae. Gene Ontology annotation, molecular function: protein binding; calcium ion binding.